AUGACACCGAAAUUCUUGAUGACUGCGGUUAUUCUGAGUUUCAACUGCGUAAUUUUGAUGGUCAAAUUUGGGUAUUUCCAGUUUUACGGACCGCACCAAACAUUGACGCGCUUGCUACCGCAACUGAAUGCUUCAUCUAGUCCCAGGAUUGGAAAAUGCACCAUACUUUACAACAGAGAUAGCGCAAGUUACGACAAAGCACUCAGAAAGCAUGCAGACCAUUGCAACCUGCACGGAUAUGCCUUUCACCUCUUACACCACACAAUGUUAGAUGACGUCUGGACGAAGCCCGCUUAUGUCCUGUCCCUACUUUUAUCAGAACUGGAGAAGCCAGCGGACGAUAGGCUAGAAUGGCUGAUGUGGGUUGAUGCGGAUACAGUGGUCAUGAAUACCCUUGUACCACUAUCAAUAUUCCUACCUCCAGCCGAAGAAGAGGAAAUCAAUUUUCUCGUGACGAGUGACUUCAAUGGUCUGAACAACGGAGUGUUCUUCACAAGAGUCUCCGUGUUAAGCGUCGAACUGUUUUCUGCGAUCGUCUCUUAUCGGUAUUACUAUCCGCACGAAGAUCUUAUCUUCCGCGAUCAGUCCGCUAUGGGAAAAAUUCUUAACGAGCCUGAAUUCUCCAGCAAGACAAAAUUUGUCCCUCAGCACUGGUUCAAUGCAUACAGCACUCCCACACCCGAACACUCCAACGAUGAUGGCAAAAUUCGAUAUGGUGGAUUUCUGGUUCAUUUUGCAGGCACUGACAACCGAGAAAACAAGAUGGAGCAGUGGCUCGCCCGUGCGGAUGAAGAGUCUGAGCAAUGGAUGUUACCUAUGAAUAACACUUUCUAUGAAGACGAGAUUCCGCGUUUCUGGACAUCACAACAGAGCUACGUGUAG
Exophiala oligosperma is the source of this 882-nucleotide messenger RNA. RefSeq lists its product as uncharacterized. NCBI's taxonomy places the organism in Eukaryota, Fungi, Ascomycota, Eurotiomycetes, Chaetothyriales, Herpotrichiellaceae. Gene Ontology annotation, biological process: protein N-linked glycosylation. Gene Ontology annotation, cellular component: Golgi membrane. The coding region runs from base 1 to 882 and encodes 293 amino acids. The record is from RefSeq and is a predicted model, not a curated record. The transcript has a single exon. Gene Ontology annotation, molecular function: glycosyltransferase activity.